Peromyscus maniculatus bairdii (prairie deer mouse) is the source of this 5005-nucleotide messenger RNA. RefSeq names its product G-protein coupled receptor 83-like. Gene Ontology annotation, cellular component: neuron projection; plasma membrane. The record is from RefSeq and is a predicted model, not a curated record. Gene Ontology annotation, biological process: G protein-coupled receptor signaling pathway. NCBI's taxonomy places the organism in Eukaryota, Metazoa, Chordata, Mammalia, Rodentia, Cricetidae. Gene Ontology annotation, molecular function: neuropeptide binding; neuropeptide Y receptor activity.
UACCCAGUCCCCACUGACGCGGGGGAGUGCUCACGACUCCUUGCCUGCAGCAGUAGGCUUGCGUGCGCAGAGCCAGAGGCACCUCGGGCUCUGAAGUGCGCUGGGACCUGGACGGGCUGGCGGCUAGUCCCGCUAGUCAGUCUUCAUCUCUCCUCUGCCUGACUAGCACACUGAGGCUGGUAGGCUCCCAGCUUUCCAGUCCUUCUCCGGAUAAAACGUUCUAAGGUGGAACCAGCUUCUGUUUGCAAGGAUUUGGAAAAGGACUUCAUUAUCUAUAUCCUUUCUGGUCUCUCGGGACCUGUUUAGUCCUUCUCCCUAAACAAAAAUGAACACCUCUGUCCUGUUACAAAUGGAAAGUACCAUUGAUUGGCUCCAACAAAAUGUCAGUUGGGCUCCAUUCCUUGAGGAUGACAGUUGCAAUUACACCAGUCUGAAUGGAACCAAUGUCUCAAGUGCAGAGUGGGGAGGGGCAGCAGGAAGAGUCAGGAAGUGGAUAGGGGGCAAUCCCCACAUCAUGGCAAAGAUUGUGCUGACAUUCGCAUAUGCUGUCAUCAUAAUGAUAUCCCUCUUUGGCAACUCUCUGGUAUGCCAAGUUUUUGUCAAGCACAAAGAAAUCAAGAAAUCAACAGGCCUUCUCAUCUUCAAUCUGGCGAUAUCUGACAUUUUGAUAAUCCUGCUCAACAGUCCAUUUGCUCUGGCUCGUUUCCUGACUGGACAGUGGGUAUUUGGUAGGAUUAUGUGUCAUAUCAGUCGUUUUGCUCAGUACUGCUCCCUCCACGUUUCCACUCUUACACUGAUGGCAGUUGCCAUGGACCGGCACCGGGUAAUUCUGCACCCAAUGAAACCAAGGCUAACACACCACCAGAGCUUAACGGUUGUUGGUGUGAUCUGGAGUAUUGCAGUGUUCCUUGCUCUUCCGCAUGCAAUUUACCAAAAUGUGACCACUUACAUCGGCAUGGAUGGCACCACCAGGAGCUACUGCCUCCCUGCCUUUCCUGGACCGAGUCAGGAGGUUUCGAAGUAUGUGGACCUCGGGACAUUUGUCUUGCUGUACAUCCUGCCACUUCUGGUGAUUGUUGUAACCUAUUCUCACCUAGGAAAGAGGUUGUGGCUACAAAAUGCCAUCGGUGAUGCAUCUGCUCGUCAACUUAUGGCACACUACCAGAAGCGGAAGAAGAGCAUCAGGAUGCUGAUACUUAUUGUGUUGGUCUUUGCAGUUUGUUGGUUUCCACUUAAUUUCUAUGUGGUUCUUAUUUCCAAUGCAGGUGUAGAAAAUGAUAGUGUGGUCUUCUAUGGCUUUCACUGGUUUGCAAUGAGCAGCACUUGCUACAAUCCUUUCAUCUACUGCUGGCUCAAUAGGAGCUUCCGUGCCAAACUAAGAUCUAUAUCAUCUUUCAGGAUGCAGUCACUGUUUUUAUGUAGCAGGUCCCAGGUUCAGCAAAUCAAGCCAAAGGAGAGUCAUGAGCUGCGAGAACUCCGGACAUCUUCGCUGCUGCGAGUUCCCCUGGCUGUUCCAGAGCCCCAGGUAUUUGAGGAUCCCAGUAUGGCUACAGGGGAUAAUUCCCAAGUUUCUGUUCAAGGGGAUUGGGAAGAUCCAGAUCCCUCCAUAGAUGAAGAGGCGGCAGCAGUAGCAGGGCCCUCAACCCAGGAUCCUUACUUUUGCAUUCACAUGAAGACCACCAGACACUAAGCUGGGCACCCAUCUGAUCCAAUGCAAUCUUGCUUAAUAAGUACCUUCUCCCAGACAAUUCAGUCAGAGAUGGGGUAACCUUUAACUUAGAUAUUGAGUCCAACGCUUUAGUAUCGUGUGCACCCUCACAGAUCCGUCUCUCUGGAUCUUUUUAUGGUUUUGAGUCUUAGUUCUGGCAUCAGAAUUCUACUUAAGUCCACUGUACCAUAAUGUGGACAACUGACUGUGCCAGACCCUGAAGGAAUUUGUUGACUUACUUAGCUUCCUUGCUUUGCAGAUAAAUGUAUGAGAACAACAUUUCCUGAAUAAGAUUCUUUCUUUGCCUCCAGCUUUUACCUGUGAUUAUUGCUAGUAGUGAUAGUGAGAUGGAGGAACUGUGAGUGAAAGAGGUCUGUGUACAGAAUUAUUAAGAAGACUACUUGGUAGCCCCUCUCUGCCAAUAGGAACACCCUUUUCUUCACUGCCCUUGUGCACCGACUUGGCGCUCUCAUGUAAAUUACUUUGUGCAUCAACUUAGUCUGAGGCAAAUACUCAUAAUAAGGAACAAGAGAUACUGAUGAAUGACUGGACUUCUAUUACCCCAUCUUUGUAAAUGUGACGCUGUAAGCUCAGUCUAAAGAUCUUUGAUUUUAGACUAAUUUCCCACGCUUCAGAUAUCUCAUCUUGUCUACAACUGUGGACUUUAUCUGGAGGAACUACUUGGAAUUUGUACUAGCUAAUUUAACUAAUGUAUACUGGCAUAUGUGGUCUCUGAUGAAUUUAUGGACCUUUCCUAUCAGAACUGGCCAUCUGAGUUGAUUAUUCACUGACUUUCGGUCAUACCUUUAUCCUAAUACUUUCACAACAAGCAGAGCAGCAUCUCCAACCCCCCCCCCAACUAUUCCCUAUCAACUAUAAUUUGUUGCAUCUUAACAUGACAUAAUCAAGUGCAUACAUGCACACACAUGCAUACAUUUUUAUGUUAACACAGGUAUAAGCUUGUAAAUAUUGCUCCUUGUUACCUCUCAUGAUAUCCACCUGCCUGGUGCUCUCACUUAUUUCUACCUGUAAUUUUCAUGCUAACUGAGCCUAGACAAGAUUUCAUGCCUUAAAGUGAAGUCUUGAAGGCUCUGAGAGUGUGGCAACUUUUUGCCUCUGGAAUCAGCAUUUCGUUAUAGUUGGUGCUUCAUGUGUUUGUUUGAUUUGGUUUGAUUUUUUGGUGUUGUAUAUCUCCCUGUGAAAAUUGUACAGAUUCAUAUCCUAAUUUGUGCUCUUAUGUGCUAAUUCCAUUUCUUCGCUAUUUCUAUGCUUUUCUCUAACCAUAUCAAGUUAUCGCUUAUGAGUGGCUUUCAUUUUAUUUCGCUUUCUCAUAUACUCAUUUCAACUCAAUUCAUUUUAAUUAAUAAUCUAUAUUCUUUUUUGUUAAUUAUGUCAGUCUCACACAUGGGGUGUGUUAUACACUCCUGUUCAGAAGUACACUCAUAGAAUAUAACACUGCUUCUCUCUCCUUCCAACAUUUCAUCCGGGUGCUCACUUUUCCAUAUUUGUUUGUUCUGGUGUCUCUAAUAUUGGAUUUUGGUUGCUGCCUUAACCAGAGGUUCACAACUUCUUGUGCUGAGGCUCAUCAUCUCUUCACUAGUUGAAGCCUCCUCAUUUCCGGUGCUUUGUUCCAUUGUAGACUUUCUGUUUGCUUCCCCUGCUUUGCUUUCUCUCUCUCCCCCUCCCCCUCACACCCACCUCUCCCUCCUCUGCUUCCCUCCCUCCCUCCCUCCCUCCCUCCCCCCCUCCUCUCCUUGGUGUUGAUCUAAGUCUAAUACUAAUUCAUUAUUCCUUUUCUGCUUUUCCCUGUACACAGAUAUCCCUCUUUCAGUCUUCACUUUUUUGUCACAGAGAUUCCCUUCCUACCCCAGACAAGAGUGAACACGAGUGAACAUUCUUGUUCUUGUGUAUUAUGCUGGCUUAGAAAAUCCAUCAGAGGGCACCAUGCACGAGAAUAUUGAGAAGAGUCUAACAGUUUCCUUGAGAUCUCAGCAUUCCUUAAUGAGAUUGUUCUUUCUAGCUGAAUUGUUUGCUUAUACUUUCAUUGUGAAUAGUUAUAAUUUAAUAUCUGAUUAUAAAUGUAGGCAUUAGUAUCUGCUUAUAAAUUUAAGAGCUAUAUCAUUGUGAACUGAUUUCAGCUAACUUUAUGUAGAAUACAAAUUUAUUCAUGGCCACAAACUUUACCUUAGGUAUGGGACCUUUGGUGAUCUAAUUGAUUUACUUUAGCAGACAGUGAAUGGCUCCAAGAAACGUGUUACUGAAAGAAAUUUCACACAUCAUCUGUACAAGUAAAAGCACCUUGUGCUUUGAUUUUGAUGUAAGGCAAGAAGUCUCUAGUGGAUACAAGCCCAAGACUCAGAAUACUGGGACAAGGAUUUUAUUUGCUCUGAUUCAACUAUUUGUGUGACCUUAGGCAAGUCAUGUGGCCUUAGUGUGCCCCAGUUUCCUCAUCUAUAAACGGUGGUUAAUAAUACCUUAUAGGGCUAUUGUAAGAGUUAUCUGUGAUAACAGGUAUUAUUGUUGUUAAUAGGCUUAUUUUCCUGUUACCCACCUUGUGAUUAUUGCUGUUAUUAUUACUCUAAUUGUAAAUGUUACUAUUGUUAUUGUUAAAUAUUGUUAAAUUGAUAUUGCUGUGCUCCCCUUGAAGUGCUGACCUGUAUACAACUAAGAAGGCUAUGCAGGUAAUUAAGAAAAUACUACUUGAUAUAUCUCAUUGGGGAAAAAGAAAAGCUUCUACUGCCUGUUUAGAUUACUUGAAACUAGGUUGGACAGAAUACUGCUGAGAGGAAAAAGAUUUCCAGAGCAGAGACAGAGACACUAGCUGAAUUCUAGACAACUGAACAAAAGAAGUACAUGCCAAGUAAUAAGCAGAUGGAUAAUUUUGAGUUAGUCUCUCAAGUAGGUUUUUCAGAAUUUUAGCAUUUCUGCUCUGAGAAGAGCGGCAGAUAAGGAAUCAAAGGACAAAACUUGAAAGAGGUGAAGUGUUUACAAAGUAUAGAAAUGACACAGGGUUUCUAUUCUGAAUUGUCAUCUCUUUUCUAAGAACUCCCUUUAUUUAUGAUUCAAUGUAAUUCUCAAUAAUUGUAUUACAUAUUUAUAUUUGUUAAUGUUUUAGAUAUCAUAGUAAUAUAUUAAGUGUAAUAGUACUCAUUACGGUGCUCUUCUGAAGUGUGCUUAAUGUGUUUUAUGGUGUUAUAUUUAAUCAUUUUCCUGCCAAAAUAGUUCGCAAACAAACAAACUGCAAAAAAGUAGAAAAAAAUCCCUAAGUUUUAUUUAUGUGUGUUUGUUUAUAUGGAA